Messenger RNA from Periconia digitata, 498 nucleotides. Lineage: Eukaryota; Fungi; Ascomycota; Dothideomycetes; Pleosporales; Periconiaceae. The record is from the annotation of a GenBank genome assembly.
AUGAGGACAACUCGAGUUUAUCGGGAUAUACACAUACAUUCAUCAGGAAUUACCAUCCCAUCUCUUCUCGAUAUCACCUCCGUUCUCCAGCUAUCCAUCGAUAUACAUCAAGCAUGUAGUUCAAGCGAGCAAACCUCAACUCCACACCAACCAACCACAUCCAGAACCACAACCUCAUGACUAAUCCCGAAACACCAACAAAACCCCUCCUUCCCGCUCCCACUCUUUGCCAGAUCCUAAUCUCUCCAACAUUUGAAUCAAUCUCAUCUGCCUAACCACUUUCUUUUCCAAACCCGGAGUACCAACACCAACACCAGCACCAUCAUUACCAAAAUAAAACCCACGUUUCUUUCCCUCAUCCUCACAACAACCAGCAACAACCCUACACUAUCCCAAAUUGCCCUUUCCCUCCUCCGAACCCGAACAAAAAAUAGCCUCUCUCAUACACGAUAUUCUCUCUUUGACCCCAAAAAUACCACACCUUCCUUAUUCACUCAC